Molecule: messenger RNA, 1686 nt
Organism: Saxophila tyrrhenica
Lineage: Eukaryota; Fungi; Ascomycota; Dothideomycetes; Mycosphaerellales; Extremaceae
Gene: ATP2
Product: atp2, beta subunit of the F1 sector of mitochondrial F1F0 ATP synthase
Exons: 7
Coding region: 1-1686 (561 amino acids)
Biological process (GO): proton motive force-driven mitochondrial ATP synthesis; proton transmembrane transport
Molecular function (GO): ATP binding; ATP hydrolysis activity; proton-transporting ATP synthase activity, rotational mechanism
Source: RefSeq, a predicted model, not a curated record
AUGUCGUCGCUGCUCUGCCAAGAGGCGCUCGGGCCCAGCUCAAACCUCAACUCGAGCUCCGACGACUUCCUCCUUGAACACCCGUCACAGCUCCAAACACACCCACUCCCCUCUCUCAAAACCCAUCAGACCGCCUUCAGGAUGUUCAAGAGUGGAGUCGCGCGGGCCUCCCGCCUCGCCCUUCGCCCUCAAACCACCUUCCAGUCCUCCUUCCAGCCCAAGGCCUUCGUCCCGGCCAUCUCCCAGCGCUUCGCGAGCAGCAAUGCCACCGUAGGCAAGAUCCACCAGGUCAUUGGUGCUGUCGUGGACGUCAAGUUCGACACCGAGCAGCUCCCACCCAUUCUCAACGCCAUUGAGACCGAGAAUGGCGGCACAAAGCUGGUGCUUGAGGUGGCACAACAUUUGGGUGAGAACACGGUGCGCUGCAUUGCUAUGGACGGUACGGAAGGUCUCGUCCGUGGCUCUCCAGCAACCGACUCCGGCUCGCCUAUCAUGAUUCCCGUCGGCCACGGUACUCUUGGUCGCAUCAUGAACGUCACUGGUGACCCCAUCGACGAGCGCGGCCCCAUCAAGCACGAGAAGAAGCUGCCCAUCCACGCCGAGCCACCGGAGUUCGUCGACCAGUCGACCUCCGCUGAGAUGCUGGUCACCGGUAUCAAGGUUGUCGACCUUCUCGCCCCAUACGCCCGUGGUGGUAAGAUUGGUCUCUUCGGAGGUGCAGGUGUCGGCAAGACUGUGUUCAUUCAGGAGCUCAUCAACAACAUCGCCAAGGCACACGGUGGUUUCUCCGUGUUCACCGGUGUCGGCGAGCGUACCCGUGAGGGCAACGAUCUCUACCACGAGAUGCAGGAGACUGGUGUCAUCCAGCUCGAUGGCGAUUCCAAGGUCGCUCUGGUGUUCGGUCAGAUGAACGAGCCCCCAGGUGCCCGUGCCCGUGUCGCUCUUACCGGUCUUACGGUAGCUGAGUACUUCCGUGACGAGGAGGGCCAGGAUGUGCUUCUCUUUAUCGACAACAUCUUCAGGUUCACUCAAGCCGGUUCCGAGGUGUCUGCCUUGCUGGGACGCAUCCCAUCUGCCGUCGGAUACCAGCCAACCCUCGCCAUCGACAUGGGUGGUAUGCAAGAGCGUAUCACCACCACCCAGAAGGGGUCCAUCACUUCCGUGCAGGCCGUCUACGUGCCAGCUGACGAUUUGACUGACCCUGCUCCUGCCACCACCUUCGCCCAUUUGGACGCCACCACUGUGCUUUCCCGCGGUAUCUCUGAGUUGGGUAUCUACCCAGCUGUCGACCCUCUGGACAGCAAGAGCCGUCUGCUCGACCCACGUGUGCUCGGCCAGGACCACUACGACACCGCCUCGCGCGUGCAGCAGAUGCUCCAGGAGUACAAGUCCCUCCAGGAUAUCAUCGCCAUUCUGGGUAUGGACGAACUGUCUGAGCAGGACAAGCUUACCGUUGAGCGGGCCCGUAAGCUCCAGCGUUUCCUGAGCCAGCCUUUCACCGUCGCCCAAGUGUUCACUGGUAUCGAGGGUACCCUCGUCGACAUCAAGGACACCAUUCGAUCCUUCAAGUCCAUCAUCAACGGCGACUGCGACGACCUGCCCGAGGGUGCCUUUUACAUGGUUGGUGACGUCGACAGCGCGCGCGCGAAGGGUGAGAAGAUUCUCGCAGACCUCGAGAAGUCAUAG